AGUGAUGGAUGCCAUAUCAUGAGCAAUGUACUUUGCACUAGCGAUUUUCGUAGUCAUUGUGUGGGGGUUUCUGAGGUAUAUUGGUGUGAUAUCGUCAUGGUUUCUCUCAGUAGUACUUCGUUGCCCACUAGAAGUAGGUAGUGUGGGUUGGUGUAGGCUAAGCGAUGUACGGCUACGUCUACCUGAUGGUUUGUACGUGCAUGUUGAUGUUUGUCAGAUAAACUUCUUUUCUGCAUUGGUCAGUAAACCUUUGCUGAUAUCCUUGGGUGAUGUGAGAGUAGAAGGUGAUGCACACUCGCUCACGCAAGCCUCUCCUAGCAAAACCGGCAAAACAACCAAUAUAUCUGCCGUUAAGCGGUCCAUUAUCUCCAGAAUCAGUCAGUUGGUUCAGUACUGCGGCUUGUAUGUCAAUUGCGGGCAUUUGGUAUUGUUCGACCCUCUUCCGGGAUGUGUCGUACACGUUACUUUGGAUGAACUGCUUGUGGAAGCUUUUCGCAGUCGUGAUGGAUGGCAAUUGGAAGCGUCAUGUCGACUAGCUCGUGGCAAAGCCAUGCUUCGUAAAGUGACUACCGGUCACUCUUUGUUGGAUGUCGCUCUUCAGUUCAGAAUCUCGUUGGAUUUGGAAAGUGAACGUUUGAUCAACGUUCGGUUCCGCAUUCAUGAUCCUACAGUCGAUCUGUCUAGCGCCGUUUUUACUGCAUUUGAAAUGCGAUCUUCUUCUCCAUCGCUAGGGAGUUCUUCCAAACAAGACGAUCUCUCUGAAAAUUGUGACCCGCAACAAACUUCAUCCUUCUUGGCCAAUCUUGCAGAAUUAAAUGUUGAAACGAACAACUGCCUUAUAAAGUACAAUGGAGUGCUGGGACAAGAGAUUCGAACUAUGACCCUCACUCUUCGCGGCUUGUCGGUAACAAAAGAUGGUGAAAAAGGUCGAGCCCGCAUAUCUGGAUUAGUAGUAGAGGACCAAGGCCAAAAAUUGGCUUUGAGGACCAGUCUCAUUGUGCUUUCGCAGGAGGUUCACAAGUCUGGAGUCAACGUACAAAUCUCUUCGGACAGUGUGCAAACAAAGCUUUCGAUUGAAGACGUUGUUUGGUGGAAAAAGCAUACGGAAGCUUGUGUCAUGUCUGUUGUCGGAAAAUCAAUGGCAUCGCCUACACCAUCCGCAACAUCAUCGCAAAAUAAUGUCCCAGUCAUAUUUGCUGUAGAGCUAGCCUCGAUUUCUUGCGAUCUCGUCGACUUAGACUCUUUCCAGUCAAUUCUUUCGCUACAGUAUCUUAGUGUCACGAAGACCAGCGAAGUGCUUGAAGUUGGUGUUGACUGUCUUUGCAUCACCGCGCCAAAUGUGGAUACUACGAAUGCAACAUUUGAGCAUCAUCAAUGGAAUCAUUCAGUCUACGUAGGUGCGGCGCUGGUACAGUGUAGUUUUAAGGACCAUGUGCGGGGAGUUCUAGUAGGUGUAGACGACUGUAAAAUUGAAUGGAGCGAUAAACUGGCUGAUCAGAUCAAGCAGCUACUAGAAGUCAUAUGCACAAGUGAAUCCGAUAGUGAGAAGGGUGAUACAAAGAAAAAGAUCAAGUUGCGAUUGCAGAUGAAAAGAGCUGCUUUGAUUGCCGUAGCCAAAGAAGCUGUCUAUCUUGCCCUGACCUGUGAUGAUGUGGAAGCGGAAAUUGCAGCCAUGCGAAGUAUCGCAGUAUCAGUAGAGCAUACAAGAAUAGUGUGCGCUCCUGUUCAGCCUGUUGGUGCAGAUCUGACUCUUCUGAGAAAGGUAACCCAGUAUAUCCCACCCAGAAACUUGAUUUUGGAUCCUCCAUGGCGUUGCUGGAAUCAGACGAAAAAUGACGCGCGUAAAAAUCAGAGAGCCGCUGCAUGGGAUGAGCACAGGAAGGAUAAUCCAUUCUUGUGCUUCGAAACAAAUGUGCUUUGCCUCACUGUAGAAAAUCUAUCUCCUACCAACACUAGCGUUACCUGCUCAUCAAGCUCCCCAAUAUAUGUCGUUUGGUCUCCGUUAUUACAUCGACUGAUACAUCACAUGAGACAAGUAGUACUAAGUACCUUUCGCCGUCCCGAGACUGGUAAUGGUUCUCCGCAAAAAAGCCAGAAACUGACACAGUAUCGUGUGUUAACUACUCAUACUGUGGAGCUAGUAUUGGAGCUGCCUCGACAUCAUAGAAUGGUUUGGCGGAUACCCUCUCUUACAUUCGAUGCUUCACCAUCUAGUUUGUCCGCAGUUUCACCGAAACUGGUUGUAAAUAUGGAUAGUAUGGAUAUCCUUACUGCUAUCGACGUCUGCAUCACUCGGCGACCAUUUGAUGCCCAGAUGGACAGCUAUCGUAGAGGUUUCAAGGAGUUUGCAGCUCCUUCUAAUAAGGUAUGGACAUGGUCAGCAGCAUCAUUUCACUUCUUUUUGCCAUUUGAAUUUAAUUUUGCACAAGUCUUCGAUGAGUUUAUAAAUGCCAUAAAAUGGAUCAAGGUUGUGCACGGUAUGAAGAAGGAUCCUUUUCCACCAAAUGCACCUUUGCCUUCUGAUAUCCGAAUCAUUUUCAAGGAAGCUCGACUCACCCUAGAAGAUGAUCCUUUUGAAAGUUUGCUGAGAAUGAGCUACGAAUUGAAGGAGGAUGAGGUUUACGAAUGCGAACGGAGACGGCAGAUGCUGGCUGAACGCCUCCUUGCAUUGAAGAAGUCGAACCCACUCAUGCCACAGGCUAGAAUUGAUGAACUCUAUGCAAUGCUUCUGGAAAAGAACAGUGCGAUUUAUAUAGAACGCUGGAAUAAAGCAGAUAAUAUCAAGAAGCCUUUGUUUGUCUCUAAAUGGACAGACUUCGAGAUACGUGCAUUCGCAGACCCAUACUUUCAUGGAAGGGACAAGUGUAUUCGACUUAUGCAAGAAUAUGAUCCAUUGAGUUACUAUCCCAAUGGCGGUCUGUGCUUUUCUACGCUUUGGGGUCGUGGCAUGGAAUUCGAUUUUAUGGAAUGGUCGGUGAACUUCAGAGAUUAUCCGAUCCCUUAUAUACUGGCUAAGGAUAUGCAUUUCUUUGGCUUGGUAGUUGGAGCCGAAGAGUUUGAAGAAGGUGGUCGAUCGUUGCGAGAAUGUGAAGUAUCUUUACCGUAUCCAUGGGAGACCCAUACCAUAGAGCGUAACAUGGCGCCUUUGAAGUUCUACUAUGACAUGCAAUGCGAAAGUGCUGAAUACAGUGCCACAUAUGGCCCAUGUUGGGAGCCAUGCCUUUCCAUGGUCAGUCUUAUGUGGAACAAUAUCAGCGCUCCCUCGCGUGAUCCGUCUGUACCUUUACCCUUCUGGGACAAGAUGCGUUUUCUGCUGCAUGGUCGAUUUUCGUGGCUUUGUUCUAAAGUAGUAACCACCAUGCUUGCAUCACCCGAUCCUUACAACACGACCGAAACGGUGGAAAUGUGUUGGGAUGAGUUUGGCUUGGAUUGGGCAUUGGGGGAAAUACGCAUACGUUCUGGUCUGAGAUGGUUCAUGCGCACUGCAUCACGGUAUGACGACUCUCGAAUACUCUUUUUACCAGAUUUGAAGCUUCGGGUUGUGUUAGAAUGGGUCUGCAGCGGAGAUCCACAUGACCAUCAUUCAGUAAUAUUAUGUGCUCCAGACCGUCUUCCACAUUAUUCUACGGACCAUGACUCUUAUCGCGCAUUCCGAUCCUCUUCGCUUGAUCUCUCUCUGUCGUUUGAUGUUGCUGCUGGUGCUAAUGGAGGUGAAACUGGUGAUCGUUUACCUCAUGUACUACUGUAUGCCAAUACCUUCCGUUGCUUGGAAUUUCUCUUUAAUACGAUAACUAUGAAAAAUCGAAAUGUUCGUAAAGGUUGUCUUUUUGGCACGCCAUCUCAUCUCAAACCACAACUUGGAAAGCACUUCAGGGAUGUUACCGUCUCGUUGAAUUUCCCGAAAUUUUAUAUAACAUACUGGAUGUCUCACUCAUCUGACUACGGUUUUCGCGUUAUAUCUGAUGGUCUAAACCUCAUGGCCUCAAUGAAGUUGUCCUUACAAGCAGCCAACGAAGAGGGUCUCACUCGUAGAAAAAUUUACGCUUGGACUUCGGAACAUGUAGCUGCGACGUUGUGGGGAACGAAGGUACAUGUUUAUAGUCAAGGCCAUGCCCCAUCUGCUGAUGGUCCAUCGAACGAUGAAGCAACGUUCCUGCUAGGUGUUAGUCGAGUUUCUUACGUUAGAGAGAAUAGCCAAGGAAGAGACUCAAGCCAGCAUCGUUUGACUGUUCAUGAUUUGAAGAUGUCUUGGACCGCACAAAGUCGUGACGCUUGCAUCACUAUAGCCGAUGGGGUCCAUCGCGCACAUAUGCUCCGUCGGAUUCUAAGCAAUGAUGCUCUGAAAAUCUUGAAGUUACACAUAGAAGAAGAAAACAAAUCUCUUGAAAGAUUGCCAAGCAACGAAGAAAGUAACUUUUUGCAAGAAUCAAGUGUAGAUGCGCGAGGUCAUCGACGAGGUUACAGCAUGUCUGAUCAGAAUCAGUCAUUGCUUACCCAGCUUAUAGGAGAAGCAAGCACGAAACUUGUAGCACACUGUGAGCAGGCAGCUGACCUUCCUACAGAUUCGUUACUGGGAGCGCUACAAUGUAGCUCCGAUGAUGUUCGCUUCAUCAACUGGCAAAUCGAUCUCCUCAACAGCCAAGUUGUACUGAAAGGAUGUGAAAAGACUGGCUUUAUACUUAUUACAGCCGCCAGAGCUAGCGUGACGCAGAAGGUACAUCGUUGUGUGUGGAGGAACGGGCAGCUGUUGAGUAAGAAAUCCUGGUCCGCAGUCAUGUCUGGAAUGCAAUAUUUCGCUCCUAUAGCAAACCCAAAGGAAAAGGACGUUGCGCCGUUCAAGUGGCUUACCAAGGAGGUCAUCGAAGAGAAAACACCAGCUGGUGAGGUAGAAGAUCCUUACCUGCAUCCGUAUAUCGGCGCUGGAGACGCCGUAGGUGGUGUGGUAGAUGCCAAAGUGACUUCGGAAAAUCUCCAGCUCCAACGAAUCGUUUCGCGAUGUAGCUGUGAAAUUUACUUCUGUUACUUCUCGGAAGAACUCAAGACUGACGACAUCGAAGAGACAGGUGUUCCGAAGGAGCAAGAACGAACUAUUGGAGGUGAAGAAACUGCAGUCGAUUGUGUGACCGUCAAGCAUAAUAUGUUGGAAGCAAUUAGCAACUCGGAACAGUAUGAAAUGGUCGUGGACAUAGUCAACAACCUCGUGCUUUUCGUUGAUCCUAAGAAGAAAGAACUUGCAGAACAAAGACGAAAACUACGAUUCGCUUGUCAAAUUAUCGACAUGAAAGAGAUGCGACAGCGAAUCGUGGAGCAGCAGUGCGAACUUCGAGAAAUUGUAUCAGUUGUACGAUCUUUGGAGCGACAACUGUUUUAUAUGGAUUCUCAAUCCAACGGAGAUGUUGAUGACCAAAAACGUCGAGAAAUUGUAGAUGAAAUGGAAGAUGUAAAAGCAAAGCAAUUAGAGGUGUCGGAUAAGUUAGCGAUAUACAUCAGCUGCUAUAAACAGCGUCAAGUAGAGGCAGCCCGUGCUACUGGUUUCAAUAAAUUAGAAGAAGAAGAUGGCGUGGCUGCUAUAGCAAGAAGAUUCGAGGUAUGCUUCGAAGACUGCAUUUGGAAACUGACUGAGAGCGAUGGCCAGAUUUCCAUAGCUCAAAUUCAAAUUCGGAACUUCUUGUACACAAGAACUAUGCGAAUAGAUAAUUCGGGUGAGCAUCUGUUUGAGGUCGGUACGAUACGAGUUACAAACCUCAUCCCGGACACAAUUUAUAAGGAUACCUUGCACAGGGAUGAGCGUGUGCAGACUCGACAGCCGUCAUUGCGGUUGACUGUACGCGAUAUGGCACCUGUUGGCGGAAUAUGUGUCAAAGAGCUAUUCGAAGUGAACAUUGCUCCUAUGGUGGCACAGAUCACUUACCGAUUUUUCGAUAAAAUGAUGUUGUUCUUUUUCCCUGGGCGAAAUAUCCACAAAGAGGAUAAUUUGGAUUCAGUUGACGAAAAUACAUCAAAGUUCUCUUUCACCCGUCGUUUUGCUGGAACGCUUAGCAUGAGAAGUAAUAAGUCGACACAAAUUGACAGAAAGCCAAGCACAUCAAGUGGCAAAAAUAGUUCUGGCAAGCAAGCAUCGAAUCCCGAACUAACGGAUAUCGACAAAAUGCGGGAAAGAGCCGACAACAACAAUUUCUUUCUUUACAUAAAGAUUCCAGAAGUUCCAUUCGUGGUUUCUUAUAAGGGUAACAAAGAGAAAAAUAUAGAGGAUGUUGAUCGGUUCAGCUUCCUCUUUCCCCUUUGUGAAUUUCAUGAGAGGAACUGGACAUGGCUCGAUGUGGCCUUGGCAGUGAAACAAAGAUGUAAACGGGUAUUACUGCAGCAGUUCAUGAGGCAAAAAUUGCUGAGAAAUCGCCUCGCAGGUGGACCAGAAACGGUUGAAGGCUUUAGCGAAGAAGAUAAGAAGCGCAUAGCACUUGGAACGACAUCAAGUACAGAAAAGAAGAAGAAAUAGAUAGAUAUAAAUUGGAGUACCCUGUCCUCAGACGUACAUCUAGUUAGCAAGUAGUCGUAGUAGCAAUGUUGAUACUCUUCUAAGCUGUUGAACGAUGUUAUAUGCAUUUUCUCUUUUUGUAGAUGCAUUAUUGAGCUACCAGUGCAGAAAAUGCACAAAUUGCGUUCACUGAGACGCGAGGCAUCGACUUGAUGCGCAAUUUGGAGAAAACUUUUGCGAAAGAGACGAUUUGAAACUACUACAGGUGAACUUUAUGCAUUGUUUGCGUGAUAGCUCCACCAAAUGAGACGCAUGAGGUUGUUACCGUCCUUGAAGUCUCUUAUGUUAACCCAAAAAUGUCGCCACCGCCCCUUCCCGAAAACAAAAUUUCUUUUCAACAGCUCUUAUUUUUCUCCGAUACCUACGAUACAUAAGCCUCUCAUUUGCAAGUGACAGCAGAUUGAUAGCCCAAACUCUGUGUAAAUUGAUAAGUUUUGACAGGAACUUGACUAUCAAAGUGGCGUUGUUAAACAAUAUUCUGAUAGAAUUUUUUCUAUUUCAAAGCUCAGUCCGUUUUGGAAUGUUACCACCUCUUGGAGUUAUCCAAAUUUCAUUUUUUUUUACUCCUUCGGGCUCCCUUCUCCCUUCUUCCUUCCUUCACGUGUAUACAUUCAUGUAGAUAUUCUUUUGUUCUUUGUGGUACGCGGUUUACUAGAGCAAAGCCACUUGACGGGACUUUUACAAGCGUGUCUCAUGCGCCUCAUUCUAGCUUAUGUAAUGUAUAUCUGUGAUUUGCUUGUAAAUAAAAAUAAC
Messenger RNA from Cylicocyclus nassatus, 7288 nucleotides. Lineage: Eukaryota; Metazoa; Nematoda; Chromadorea; Rhabditida; Strongylidae. The record is from the annotation of a GenBank genome assembly.